Messenger RNA from Armigeres subalbatus, 998 nucleotides. RefSeq lists its product as uncharacterized. Gene Ontology annotation, molecular function: structural constituent of ribosome; RNA binding. The record is from RefSeq and is a predicted model, not a curated record. Gene Ontology annotation, biological process: maturation of LSU-rRNA from tricistronic rRNA transcript (SSU-rRNA, 5.8S rRNA, LSU-rRNA). Gene Ontology annotation, cellular component: cytosolic large ribosomal subunit. Lineage: Eukaryota; Metazoa; Arthropoda; Insecta; Diptera; Culicidae. Bases 144 to 902 code for a protein of 252 amino acids. The transcript has a single exon.
UUUUUCAAAACAUCAGUGCGUUCUUGUUCAAAACAAAUAAACGUGUUCGGUUUGGAACUUACGUCGGAAUCCGCGAAAAAUCGUUUCCUGUCCGUAAAUUACGUUGUUUUUGAAAAAAAAAGUCCCUUUACAAACAUUCAGCGAUGGAAAAGUAUGCCGUGCCGAACAAACUUCCGUCCGAGGAGAUCAGCAUUCUUGCACAGCGCAAAGCUCGCAUAAAGCGCGAUGCCGGUCAGUGGGUCCGGAAGCCACUGCCGGAGAACCGUAAGAAAAAGUUUUGCAAGCCGGAAUUGUUUAUUGCGGAUUUCCGUAAAGCCGAACGUGACACGAUGCGCAUUAAGCGUAAUUUCCUGAAAACCGGUGUACAGUUGCAGAACAAUGCGAUCGAACAUGGUCGAUUGAUUCUGAUAUUCCGACAUCGCGGUAAGUACAUCGCCAACAAGGAGGUGAUGCAUAUUCUGGCCAAGUUGGGGUUGCCGUACAAACGAAGAGCCGUUCUGCUUAAGCUGACGGAAGGAGUACACGCGAUGCUCAAGAUGGUCGAGCCAUGGAUUAUUUGGGGAUAUCCGAAUAUUGGUACAGUUCGGGAGUUGGUCUAUAAGUACGGUCUGUUCAAGCCGGAACAUGGUGAGAAGGGACCGAAGAAGAUUCCGAUCGCUUCCAACAAGCAGGUAGAGGAGAAAUUUGGCCAUUUGGGUAUCAUUUGUGUGGAGGACUUGCUGCACGAGCUACUGACGGUGGGGCCGAAUUUCGAUAAAGUGACGAAGAUUUUGCACACAUUCGAGCUGCGAUCGCCAGUGGACGGCUGGAAGACGGCUCGAAGAGGUAAACUGCGCUCGUUGGGAGGAGAGGCAGGUUUCCGAGGUAACGAAAUUAAUGAGUUCUUCAAGAGGUUACUGUGAGGUAAAUUCGUGUAACAAAUGUGUUUCUGAUAGAUUUUAAGGUUUUUUUUUCUCAUUUUUCUGCUUAAAGAAUUAUAUACAAGUUCAUGAUGGAAA